Yamadazyma jaroonii is the source of this 2697-nucleotide messenger RNA. Lineage: Eukaryota; Fungi; Ascomycota; Pichiomycetes; Serinales; Debaryomycetaceae. The record is from the annotation of a GenBank genome assembly.
AUGUUUGGAAGUGGGUCCGGUAAUUUUGCAUCAAGUACUAAUUCUACAUCAGUAGGAUCCACCAUGAAAGGAUCAGGAAUAGUUACAGGACAUGAAGCUCCAGGAACUGUAAAGUCAUCUGCUUCAGGGAAUGUAAACAACCUGACUACUUCAAGUGGUAAAUCAACAACUAGACUUUUGAAAGAUUUGCUUGAAAGUGCCAACAAUCUUCCUAGAUUGAACAAUAAUGAUCUUGGAACCAUAAACCUCACACCCGAUGAAUUACAACGGAAGUCACAACAGUUAAUAAAAAAUAAAACUGACAAACCUAAUUUCACCAAAGCUCAUUACUUGUUAGCAUCAAGUGGUAUUAGUGCCGAAGAAAUUGAAAAUGAAUUGAAGUCCAUUGAACCAAUCUACACAAAUAAGAUAAUGAAACCUAAAACCGUAGGCAUUGAUCAGUUCUUGAAUUCUAAGAAAGAGGAAAAUAUUUUGAACACCAUCGAACAAUCAUUAAGUUUAGCAUCGCAAGAUUUUGAUGAAUAUAUCAACAAAACUAUCAAAAUUGACUGGAAGUUGAAAAGAAACGAAUUGAGAAAGAAUUUGUUGAAUAACAAAGAUUUGAAACUGGAAGAAAAGUCAAAAGUAGCCCCACUCAUCUGGAAAAAUGGAAAUUAUGAAGAAGACAAAAUGGUUAGAAAUUAUACUAGAGACAAAUUUGAAAAAUAUGCAACUGUCAUAUACAGACUAAAUGAGUCAAGGUUGAGUAAUGAAAGUUUUCCAAUCUUAAGCAGCUUCAAAGACAUGAACGAUGGUAAUUCUGAUUUAAAAUCAAAACAACUCACUGAAAUUUAUAAGAUUCUCAUGGAAUUGACCAAUGAAUCAGAAGCCAAAUUCAGUCAGGAACAAUCGUUCAAAGAUAACAGUAAGUUGGUAGUGAACAAGUCUAAAAACUUUUUACAGCAUCAAUUUUUCCAGUAUGUUGAGGAAAUCUAUAAUAAAGAAGAUAAUAAAGAAGAGUUCAAACCGUCUUCCAAUGUUAAUAAAAUCAGAUUUUUUAUCAAGAAGAUUAUUUUGAAAUCCAACGAUAACAUCUUGAAGGUAAACGGCUUGCCCAUCUGGACCAUCAUCUAUUAUUUAAUGAGAUCUGGACUUCAUAGCGAGGUCAUCAAAUUUGUCGAUGAUAAUAGCGAUGUUUUCAGCAAGUUUGACAAAAAUUUCCCCACAUACUUGAAAGAUUAUUUGAAAGACAAUAAAUUCAAAUUGAGUCCCAACUUACACGAGAGAAUCAAUAAGGAAUUCAACCAACAAUUCUCAAUGGUUGAAGAUUUCAAGAAAAUUGAUCCUUACAAAUAUUGUAUCUACAAGAUCAUCGGAAAGUGUGAUUUAUCCAAGAAGAAUUUACCUGCCAUAAUUAACUUGACCAUUGAGGACUGGUUGUGGUUCCAUUUGUCUAUUAUCAACGAGGAUAGUGACAAAGAUAACGAUUUAAUUUUCGAAAAUUAUCGCUUAUCAAAUUUACAGAAACAAAUUAUUUCAAUUGGUUUAAACAAACUUAACAACUCAUCAAAUAACCCUAUGUACUUGAAAUGUUUAGUAUUGGUGGGAUUGUAUGAAUUGGCCAUCAAAUAUGUCUAUGAGUUCAUCAAUGAAAUCGAUGGUGUACAUUUAUGCAUUGCUUUGAAUUAUUAUGGAUUGAUUAAAGUAAGCACUACUGCAACAAAAGAAUUGAUCAAUUUAAAUUUUAAAACCAACAAUUAUGAAGUGUCUUUCGGCAAAAUGAUGACAUUAUUCAUUAGAAGUUUCAAGAUUAGCGAUCCAAAAAUUGCUUGUCAGUACCUCAUUCUCAUUGCAUUAUCAUUCAACGGUGAAUCCAUUGAGGAAAUCAAAAAUUGUCACGAAAACUUGAUUGAUUUGAUUGUCAUUUCAAGAGAUUUCAAUUCAUUAUUGGGAAAAUUGAAUCAUGAUAAUGGUGAAAUCAUUCCAGGGUUAUUAUUCAAUCAAAGAUCUUUGAUCAAAUUAUCAGAUGUGGAUGAAUUCAAUUACAAAAUCAUUGAAGUUUCAGGAAAGAAGUGUGAAGAAGAGGGAAGAAUAUUUGAUUGUAUCUUACUUUAUCAGUUAUGCCAAAAUUUCGACAAAGUAUUAUUAAUUAUCAACAAACUAUUAAGUGAAUUAAUUUCCACCACUGAUUUCUCCAAAUCAUUGAAGUCUGGCGAUAAUGAGACCUACGAAAAUAAUAUCGUUUUGUUGUCUCAACAUAUAAACUCCAUUUUCAACAAUGCUAGCAUUCUUAGCAAGAUCAACAAAGCUAAUAAAUUUACUACAGAUUUGUUAAUAUCGAUCGUCAACAUCAGGGAGAGCUUCAUCAAUAAAAAAUUUAAUAGUUUACUAUUGGAAAUUGAAAAUUUAAACUUGUUGCCUAUAAAUGUUAAUGAUGAUUUGAUCAAAAUCAGAUCAUUAUCAGAAUUUAUUCAAAAUUCCUUGGAUAACAAUAUCUUGAAAGUCAUUCCUUGUUUAUUGAUCAUGGUGAUGUCCUCAAUUUCUCAAUUGAACAACCAGUCUUUGUCUUCAAAUUUCAAGAGUUUGUCGAACGAAACAGAUGAGAUCAGCAGGUUGAAAAUUAUUGCAAAGAACUGUAUGAUCUUUGCUGGUAUGAUACAAUAUAAAAUGCCCAGGGAGACAUACAGCUUAUUAGUUCAAUUAGAAUCCCAAUUAUGA